GUGAGCGUGCAUGCUGUGUGUGGGCGUCUGCACUCAGCAAAAGUCAGAUUAUAUUCAGCAGUUGGGCCGGCUAACUACCUUGCAUGCACUUAAUUUGGCCUUGCAAACUUCAAGCAAUCGUAUCCUGCAACUCAUCAAGCUUCAUCAUGUCUGUCAAGUGUCGCAGAUGGGUCCUCAAGAGCCACUUCAGUGGCAUGCCCAAGAGAGAAGACCUUGAUCUAGUGGAGGAAGAGCUGCCACCACUCAAGGAUGGAGAGUACAUGUGUGAAGCACUAUGGCUGUCUGUGGAUCCUUACAUGCGUCCGUACAGCAAAAGAUUUCCUGUGGACACCACUAUGAUCGGUGCACAAGUAGCAAAAGUUACUGAGAGCAAGUCUUUAAAAUUCGCAGUGGGAGAUUUGGUGUCAGGAUCCUUAGGAUGGAGAUCACACACGAUUGGCUCUGAGACGACUAAGGUGCGUAAGCUCGACUCAACCCUGUACACGGACAGAGCGUCCACAGCUGUUGGAGUACUAGGAAUGCCUGGAGCUACUGCCUAUUUUGGAUUUUUGAAUAUUCUUGCACCCAAAGAGGGAGAGACGUUGGUGGUCAAUGGUGCUGCUGGAGCUGUGGGCUCUCUUGUCGGACAGAUUGCCAAGAUUAAAGGCUGCAGGGUAGUAGGAUUUGCUGGCACUGAUGAAAAAGUGGAAUACAUCAAGGGACUGGGAUUCGAUGAGGCGUUCAACUACAAGACCAUGGGGUCUAUGAGUGAGACACUGAAGAAGGCUUGUCCCAAAGGCAUCGACAUGUUCUUUGAUAAUGUGGGUGGCGAGUGGUUUGAAACUGUUCUGACUCAAAUGAAUUUAUUUGGUCGUGUAUCGAUUUGCGGGGCUAUUUCUGAGUACAACAUAGAUGAACCAAAAAGCCGAGCCGUCAAUCAGUUGAUCCUCUUUAAUCAGCUCAAGGUUGAGGGGUUCAUUGUGAAUCGGUGGCUCAAGGAAUGGCGGGAAUGUUUCAUGCAAAUGAGCCAAUGGAUUGCAGAGGGGAAACUCAAGUAUAAAGAAACUGUCACUGUGGGAUUUGAAAAUAUGUUUGAUGCUUUCCUCGGGCUUUUCACUGGAGCAAAUACAGGAAAGGCAGUCGUCAAAGCUUGAAUGACUGUAGAUGCUAUAGAUGCUAAUUUUGUUGUGUGCAACUGGUAGAGUAGUAUCAAGAUGUUUACUUUGUGUAUUUGCAAAACUUUAUUCUCGAGUUAUACCUAUAGUUUUGUUUGCCAUUGCAACCUUUUUAGUAGUAAAACUUGUCUAUAGAA
This is a messenger RNA of Halichondria panicea, 1291 nucleotides long. Its product is annotated as prostaglandin reductase 1-like. Lineage: Eukaryota; Metazoa; Porifera; Demospongiae; Suberitida; Halichondriidae. The record is from RefSeq and is a predicted model, not a curated record. Gene Ontology annotation, molecular function: 15-oxoprostaglandin 13-reductase [NAD(P)+] activity; 2-alkenal reductase [NAD(P)H] activity. Gene Ontology annotation, cellular component: cytoplasm. The coding region runs from base 84 to 1133 and encodes 349 amino acids. Gene Ontology annotation, biological process: prostaglandin metabolic process. The transcript is spliced from 8 exons.